Phytophthora infestans T30-4 is the source of this 417-nucleotide messenger RNA. RefSeq lists its product as uncharacterized. The transcript is spliced from 3 exons. Lineage: Eukaryota; Oomycota; Peronosporomycetes; Peronosporales; Peronosporaceae. The record is from RefSeq and is a predicted model, not a curated record. Bases 1 to 417 code for a protein of 138 amino acids.
AUGGACGCCUUGGAAACAUACCUGGCCACAUGCAAAGUGACCAUCCAACUCGUCUUCCUCUUCCGUCGUCACGAGCGACGGUCGUUAUCGCUCAAGGCCACACAAGUGAUCCACAUGAUGCAUAAGAUCUAUCGUGGUGACGACACAGACGCCGUGCUAGUUCCGGUCCGGGAACUCUGCGCUACAACGAUCGAUUUCGUCAGGUUUGUGAUGUAUUCGAAGGAGAGAGGUGCCAUGGGGUUGGGCAAGACGCCCGGUCUUGAUGCCUUCCGUCGCUUGGAGUGGUACCUGAGUGUGAAGAAAUCCAAUGCACUGACGAUUGUCACGGACUUGUUGGACGUCCAGUAUACUUCAAGCUGGCGAUUGAUGCGAGUGAACAGCAUCUGGGUCGUUUCCAACCGGGACUUGAUGGGCUAA